CAGGCCGUGCGCGGUGCCGGGCAGCGGGAGGGCGCGGGGCGGUGGGAGCGGGACGCGCUGAGCCCGCGGCGUGCGCCUCUGUGCCCGCAGGGUAGCAGGCAGUUGCAGGAGAAAUCCCUGAAGAUUUCCUCCACGCUGUAUGUCGGCAACCUGUCCUUCUACACCACCGAGGAGCAGAUCCAGGAGCUCUUCUCCAAGUGCGGAGAUGUCAAGAGGAUUGUCAUGGGUCUGGACAAGAUCAAGAAAACCCCCUGUGGCUUCUGCUUUGUAGAGUACUACACGAGAGCAGACGCCGAGCACGCCAUGCGGUUUAUCAACGGCACGCGGCUGGACGACCGCAUCAUCCGCACGGACUGGGAUGCAGGGUUUAAGGAGGGAAGGCAGUACGGGAGAGGAAAGACUGGAGGACAGGUGCGAGAUGAAUACCGGACAGACUACGAUGUGGGAAGAGGUGGCUUUGGCAAGAUCAUUCAGAUGCAGAAGGCAAAUCAUCAGCCUGCAAUCUAUUAAUUGCCUCGUGAUUCCUAGCUCGUAGAGGGCUCUGUCCUUCCAGAGCUAGCCCUGUUCUCUCAUUUGGGAUCAGGGUAUGGAGUGAGAUCCAAGUUGCAGCAAAAGGUGACUCUCCUUAGACUGUGGAUAUACAUGUGUUCAUUCUCCCUUCUUUCUGAGCUAGAGAGGAUGUUCUGUGCUGAUACAGGGCAACAAGGGGAAAAAAAUGGACAACUCUGUAGGAUUCUGGGCAAGAAGAAAUUCAGCAUGUGGCACACACCUUAUGCUAUGACAUACUCUUCAUGUUGCACUUAAGCAGGUGGCUUCCUCCAAGCUGCAACUGCAGCCGUGGUUGCUUUCAAAUGGAACUUUUUUUUAAAAGCUCACCACCAUUGGAGCCCUCCAGGUGCCUGGGCACCUAAUGAGGAUGCACAAGAGAUCCAGGCUUCUAAUUUACAACUUCACCUGCUUAAUAAAAAGUAUCACUUUGAAUGAGAGAAGUGGACAAGAUCUGAUCAUCCAUUUGGAGGUGCUUGUCUGCACAUCUAGCCCUUGGGUUGGUCAGGGCCUGCAGAGCACUUCUGUUUAUGAUGCCCCCAGUGCUGCCUGGCUUUUCAGAUCCUCACUGUUGGGUGUGAUUUUGUCAAAAGUUUCUGUUAAUUUUUUAAAAUAAACAGUUGUAUUGGGUCUGACUGAGAUGAAGGUAUUUUUACCUCUAGCAGCCCUCCUAGAGCUGUGUUUUGUAUUGUAGCUAGGAAGGUGUUGAUAACACACCACUGUUUUGGCUAUUGUUGAACAAUGUUCCCACAGCAUCAAGGCUGUCUCUAACAUUCCCACCUCACCAGCAGGCUAGGGUGGGGGCAAGAUCAUGGGAUGUUCCAGACCAUAUGGCAUCUGCUCAGCAUAAUAGCUAAGAAAAAGGAGAUGGGGGGCAUUCCUUAUUGAAACAUCUGUCUUCUGGAGUAGCUGCUCUGUGUACUGAAGCUGUGCUUCCCAGGAAGUGGCCAGAUAUCUCCUGCUGGUUGAAAGUAGAGAAUAAAUAUUUAGUUUUCCUUU
Molecule: messenger RNA, 1545 nt
Organism: Ficedula albicollis (Collared flycatcher)
Lineage: Eukaryota; Metazoa; Chordata; Aves; Passeriformes; Muscicapidae
Product: nuclear cap-binding protein subunit 2-like
Exons: 3
Biological process (GO): mRNA cis splicing, via spliceosome
Cellular component (GO): nuclear cap binding complex
Molecular function (GO): RNA cap binding
Source: RefSeq, a predicted model, not a curated record